GGAAGUAUCUCACUAUCCCCUUUUCAACUGCCCUUCUUCCCCAUACAUCCCUUUCCCAGGAUAGGCACGCUAUGGAGGUAGACCGGACGCCGAUUCUCUACGAAAGCGUCAGACUGCGGCUCGGACCAAGGCAAAUUCGGCUGCUCACCGUUUCGAAGAGUCCGUCAUCGAGCAGCGAUGACCUUAUCCACUGCAGCCUGACAGUCGUGGACUUGGACCACCCGUAUUCAGGGCCGGAAUACUACGCGCUCUCAUACACUUGGGGGGGGCCGACUGAGUACGGUCCGCUGAGCAUUUUGAGCGAUAUCUUGAUAAUCCAAUUCGCUGCAACGGGGAGAUCCUUGAUGUGACGGGAAAUCUCCACGGCUUUCUCCGACGACUACAGCACAUACCAACACUCUGCGACAAAAGGCUCUGGAUAGACGCCAUCUGCGUCAACCAGAGAGAUAAAAAAGAACGAAGCAAUCAGGUUAGACUCAUGGCGGAUGUCUACAGCUCAGCUGCCUCGGUCGUCUCAUGGCUCGGAGAGCAGGACAGUCAUACAAAACCGGGCUUUGAUGUGCUCAGGGAGCUCAAAAGGCUCUCUGAGCACUCACCCAAUCUUCUGGAGAAGUUGUCGCCAGGAUGUCAUGAUUACGGCAAGCAGCUCGCGAAAAUCUUCUCCAGUCGGGAGUCCUGGGUCUCUGUCGCCAAUGUUUUCCAGCGGACCUACUUCACCAGGGUCUGGAUCAUUCAAGAAGUGGUCCUGGCCAAAGUAGUGAAGGCCCUUUGUGGCAGCGAAGAGAUUGAAUGGUCCGCCAUAACCGCAGCUUCUCACUUCUUCUCUACGACGGCAUGGAGAGACUAUCUGUUCACGCUCUACACCGAGUCAGUUGAGCCGCAACUUGGGCCUCGAGAACGCAUGGAUAUUAUUAGGUUCCGCUAUCAGGCUCCAACGAUACUCAGGUCGACCACGUGGGAAUGCGAGAAGCGAAAGGAGCUGCCAUAUCAAAACGAGAAGCGACACCAGUGGGCCAAAAUCUUACUAUACACGCUGAUUCGAUCUCUCAAUUUCAAGGCCACCGACCCACGCGACAAGAUAUACGCCCUACUUGGACUGGUCCACGACUACGCCCGAGACAAGCCAGGCUUGCUUCCGGCGUAUGAGCUUGAAGAGACACGGUCGCCAGCCAAGGCAUUUAUCAGCGCCGCAAUCCAGAUUCUCGAAGACAGUGACGACCUUUUACUCUUAUCAUGCGUAGAAGGAGAGUCGUUUCAGCGCGAGGCUACAGGGCGACUGCCCUCGUGGGUGCCUGACUGGACAUCUGAAGAAUCCACGGGGCUGAGAGUCACCGGAUACGAGCGAUACUCGGCAUCGGGGAGCUUGAAGCAACGGCCAACUAUCGAUAGGCAGGCGCUGACGCUGGGCAUGAACGGGAUCAGAUUGGACCACGUCACCAUGGUUGGCGAGUCAAAGCAAGAGGUGCUGCAGGGCAAACCGUUCCCAAACUGGCUCCUGAUCCUCGAGUCGUUGGAGACAUGGUAUGGUAGAGCCCGAUCAGAGCACAGGCUGGACGUUUUCUGGCGGACACUCAUUGUGAACACGGCCGACUAUCCGCCCAAGUUGGUCCCCAAAACAACUUCUCUUGGCGCAUCAUUUGCCAAAUGGUUCCAAGAAAUGAGACGCGUCCACGAUAGCAGCGACCCAGAGAGCGAGUGGGAAGGCCUGGCUAAUCGGCUCAGUGAGGUGAUGGAUAAGAUGUGGGAGCCGCAGGCCCGCGGCGCGGCGAAGCUGAGCGACUUUACGACGCCAUUCUCCCUGAGCCAUCACCUGCGAAUAUUUAGAACGAGCGAGGGGUAUCUCGGCCUUGGGUCAGAAUGCGUUCAACCAGGGGACUGGGUGUGGAUCGUUCCCGCGUCCCGAGUGCCGCUGAUACUGAGAGCGAGCCACGAGGUCCGCUCACGGGAACAUCGACAUCGAUUGGUAGGCGGGUCGUACCUGCACGGCUUCAUGGAAGGCGAAGGAGUGUCUCCGACACUUACUGGUAAGACGCUUGAAGAAAUUGAACGGUCGAUGGAAAGGUUUAUGCUCGAGUAGGGGCCGGGCACAGCAUAAGUACAUAGAAGCACUGCGUUAGGCCAAAGCAGAUCCCAAGAAGAC
Molecule: messenger RNA, 2140 nt
Organism: Phialemonium atrogriseum
Lineage: Eukaryota; Fungi; Ascomycota; Sordariomycetes; Cephalothecales; Cephalothecaceae
Exons: 1
Coding region: 479-2077 (532 amino acids)
Source: RefSeq, a predicted model, not a curated record